AUGCCAUUGCAAAAGGACAAUUUUCUUGUGUGGGAACAGGAUUUCUCGAAGAAACGAGCACCUAGAGACGAUCUGGAGAGGUCGGAGAGCGACCUUGAGAUCGGAGGUGUUGGACUCGAGGUCGAAGAGAGCCUGGGCGAUGCUCGACUCGAGCUCGGAGGGGUUCUGCCUCGAGGGGCUGUUGGGAGCGAUCUUGUUAAGGGCCUGGGCGCUCAUUUUGACGGCUGGUUCGACUACGUGGAUUGA
Molecule: messenger RNA, 246 nt
Organism: Fusarium venenatum
Lineage: Eukaryota; Fungi; Ascomycota; Sordariomycetes; Hypocreales; Nectriaceae
Source: RefSeq, a predicted model, not a curated record